Messenger RNA from Cylicocyclus nassatus, 7944 nucleotides. Lineage: Eukaryota; Metazoa; Nematoda; Chromadorea; Rhabditida; Strongylidae. The record is from the annotation of a GenBank genome assembly.
AUGCUCUGCUUUAAUCCUGCCAUCAUCACUGUCUUUGUGCUUCUCUCCGAAAGCACACAUGCCGUAUUUUAUGCGACGAAGAUGGAUGCUGUGUCGACCACAGGGUUGCCGCAUCUGCCCGAAUUGAAUCAAAGAAUUUUUCAUGAAAACGGAUUUCAUGGUGAAGUGAUUGGAUUUGCAGCAAAGCGUGAGGAGGAAUGUGGGAUCGUGCUGCUAGAUUUUGAUAAUGAUAAGUUUGUCAAUAAAAAGGUGUUUGCUGCACAAAAGGAACAAGCCUUGAAAGAAAAUAUGGAAGAAAUGAGCAAACUAUUCGAAAGAUAUAGGAGUAACACGCCACAUUACAACACGGCGCAAGUAACAUUCUUUGGCGGACUUGGGCUCAUUGCUUUUGGAAUAGGAAUUGGGAUCGGAAAACUUGUAUAUAAUGGUGUGACAAGCCUGAUGCGUAGUUUUGUAAAAGGCGAGCAACUGCAGCACCUGGAUAUGGAGCUCAUAGCAAUUUACAAGAAACUUGAUAAUUUGGCAAAGAUAUUGGAAGUACAAAUUAACAAGAAUCGCUUUGAGUCCGUGUUUGCGCAUGUGUCAAAUAUGUCGUUUGAACCUAUCGUUGGUCCUGACGAUAAUCACAAUGAUGGAGCAGCAUGGUACAGCUAUGGAUGCCACUUGAAUAGUCUCUUACUUGCGACUUUCAGUCUUGAUCCGAUAAUUUUUGAAACAUCAAAAAUGGCCGAACGUGUACGGGCACAAAAGUACAAAGAAGUUUUGGAGAUUGGCAAUGCAGCCAGGGAAAGUUUUGAAAGACUCAAAGAAGAACGUAUCGUGAGAUUUCUACCCCCAAAAAUAUUUGAAGAAAUGUUCUACCCUAAAUUUUCAAAUGAGGGGACUCAUUUUUGCGUCGUCUGUGGAAAGCAAGGAGAAUUCCGUCUGCGCGAACAUUUGCUCAAGGCGCAUAAAGAUGAGCUCAAAAAAGGAACGAUGGAUUUUAAGGAAUUUUAUGAACGUGUUGAGAGAAACAAAUAUGCGCUUCGUGCGGAAAUGGAUGUGGGAAUGCAAAGACUAGAAGAAAGCGUUCAAAAAAUGGGGCGCAGAUUAGAGUUAAGAGAUGCGAUGCAGCGUGAAGAAGAACCUGGUACAUCUUACGCUCACAUAGAAGAAGAUGCCCUAGAAAGAGAUAGUAGUGCGAUUGAUAUGAUGGAAGCCAAAUCCACAUCGAAGUCCCAAGCUAUACAAAGUUACGAGGCUAGUAAAGCAGCGAAGCAAGGUGGACCAGUGGAAAAAGUGUUCAAAACUGCGCCAAAUGUCGAACUUAUGUUCUGUUAUGAAAUGGAUGAUCAAGCACCAGGAUACUAUAAGGAGGACUACAUUGUGCCAAAGAAACAAAAGAAUAAAUGGCAGGGAAAAGUGGACGUCGAAUUGAAGUAUUAUCGUAAACUGGAUGGAAGGAUGCAUCCCUUGCUUAGAGAAUUUGAAGAAUAUAUUUCUGAAGCACUGCCGGAUGCUUUGGCAAGGAAAGGCAAUCCAUUGAAAAACGGUACAUGGGGUUAUGUGUCCUGUAUAAAUCGGUUUAUGCUUGCAGCUAUGAGAGCGCGAAAACGUAAGUUUAUAGACCUACGACUUGAACCAGUAGCCGGACGUGAACGUCGCGAUGUUUUAAAACAUGGCAAAAAACUAUUUCUGGACUAUAUGGCGAAACUGAAUGUCGAAGAAAAACAAACGCUAUCAUUUCAGGGUAUUGUACCCAGCGAAAAAAAAAAAGGUGAACCCUACUGUGUUGCUAGAGCUGUGGUUGAGCAUAAAGGAGUCGAAGAAGCUGUAGAGAAAAUAAUGAAGAUUUUUGAACAAAAAGGGACUUUGCAGCCAGCACAAUAUAACUAUGUGAUGGGUGCACUUUGGUGCUACAUUAUUCACUGCAAUACAAGCAGGAAUGAGUGUAUCUACAAAAUGAUGUAUGGAAGUAUUUGUCGGUCCGAAGAAGAAGAUGUAACUUCGGUGAAUGAAUGGGAGCGAACAGGGCUACAAGAGUUCGUCAUGGAUUUUGGCGAUGAAGUUGAAGAAAGGCUUUGGACAAGGCAUGCUAUAGCAGAUUUGCAGUACGAAAAUGAUUAUCAGCAAAAAAUAGAUGAGAUGGCAAAAGUGCCAGGAGUGGAUAAGGAAUGUGCACAUACGACAGAAAUGGAUGACUUUGACGAGGAUGAUGUGGUGGAAGAGGAAGGCGAUGAGGAAGAAGCAACGAGAAUUCUUUUGGAAGAGAAAGGCGAUGAGGAAGAAGCAACGAGAAAUCUUGAUGUCGCAGGAAAUAAGGGAGAUGGACAAACUGAGCCAAUCCUACGUGCUGAUACGAGACAACGAAGUUCGCGACCGCUUACGGAAACUGAGUCAUCGCCACGGAAACGCCCGAGGGUAUCGUUACCAGUGGAAGAUGUGCCGGGAGAAAUGCAAGCAUCGUCAUCUUCAUCACUCAAGCAAUUCGAUCGACCUCCAACGGACAACGAUGAGGGACUGGUUACGGCGAAAAUUAGUGAAGCAAGUGCAGAGCCAAUAAUGAGUGAUGUGACAAGAGCAACUGCAAGUGAAACCGUCCAUGCCAUCCAUGAUGUAGCUGACACCACUAGAUACACGAUUUCCGAUCUCGAAAGACGGUUUGAGCCUCUUGAUCCAAGUUUGCACCUAGAGGCUUUGAAUGAAACACCUUACACGGGUGGUUUGACAAAGAUCGCGACUGUGCCUCAGCAGAACCAGUUUCUACGUCGAUCUCAUGCACAGCCUGUACAGGACUUUCCGUGGCUUGAAGUGCGUGAGAUGCCUACCAUCAAUAGACGAGGUGUUUACGCCAAGGUAGAUAUCGCUAAAGAAAUGGCGGUUGCUGAUGUUCGUGGCUAUCAAGGAAAGGUGGAAGACAUAAGAAAUUCUCUCAAACAACUCAAUGAAGAGGAACGCCAUAAAGUGAUCAAGUAUUGGCAUGGAUUUAGAAGACGCGGUUGCGAUUUUAUCUUACUUGCACAUUGCGACUCAUACAAGGCAACAGUAACGCUUGGUCGACUUAUCAACCAGUCGAUAGAGCAUGCAAAUCUAGUCCUACGUUGUAUUCGCUUUGGCGAACGUCGUGUUCGAUGGUUGCAUUGUUUGGUAGCCAAACGCGAUAUUAAGGCUGGUGAGCAGUUAUUGUGGAACUAUGGGAGAACGGAGAGAAAUCCAAACAUACCUAACUUCCCAGACAAUUAUCCGUGCAUAUGUCAAGUGUGCGAUCCGGCUGCAGCAGAAGCUUCGUCUUCAUUUCUACAAUCGGCAAGACGGAGCAUCCAUGUCCAAAGAGUGUGGAAUUUUGAGCGGUCUCUCUCAGAAGAGGAUCUUAGCUUACAUGAAAGGCCUGAAUUCGACAUUGGAGAACUUCUAUUUCUGGUGACACAGAAAGCGCGCGCAGUAGGAUUGCUACUGGAAAAAACUCCUGCUGCCGAUCCAAGAGUUGCAUUUGCAAUAAGCAGGCGUACUGUUUUCACUAAAAGUGAUGUAUUUCCGGAUCCUGCCAUGUUUCUGGUAAAGGUUGCAUCUCCUUUGGCGCAGUUGCUACAAAUAGCGACGGAAGCUGCUUUUGAACACAUGGAAUCGGUUGUUCUUAUUCUCUACCGAAAGCGGAACGAUCCAAAACCGCUGGUUAUCUUGUUGGGUUCACGCCAUCUUGAGGAUGACGGUCAUCGUUACGGCUGCUGCGUAGCAGUUGUGGGCGAAGAAAUUUACGCAGUGGAAUGUCAGGCGGAAGCCAGAGCUGACGAAAUGCCAUUGCACUUGGAGUUAUUAGAAGCUGGCCCACUUACCCGUCAUUUUCCAUCACUAACAAUAGAGCCGUGGGAGACGAUACGCCAUUUAAUCGGAGCACCAGUCACCACACUCUAUGUACCACCUAAUGCGGAGGCAAACGAUGAAAUUCUUGCCGAUCAACCGCUAACCGUUCUAAAGAUCAAUGAAGAUGUAGCCAUUUCUAUUGAACCGCCAUCAGAAACAGUGGCAGUCUCACCAAACGUAGUUGGUCCUGGUGCUCCAAUACAUCUACUGAUUAUGGAUCCGCAAAAAUUGCGAAGUAAUGGAGGAGAAAAGCUACAAUUAAAAGCGUUGGGAUUGAUUUCUGGUACGGAAGACGGUGUUUCUAUAGAGAUCAAACCAAGCAGCGAGUAUGCAGCUACUAAACCGUCUACACUGUUAUUUGAAAAAGAGAACUAUGAGCUUCUUCUUGAGCACAACUUCAAGGAGAAAGAGGUCGCAAUAGUGAAGCUGGCAGCAGCUCCACCUCCUGAAGCAAAGUUUACUUUGAUAGGGCCUUUAUCAGACCGAUUUACUGUGACCAAUCAAGGGGAAGCCAUUUACCUAACCGCAAAUCCUUGCACAAACUGUUCUACACCAAGCACAUUCACAUUGCUCCUUGUCGCAACCCAUCAAGGAUCGCACCAAUAUGCAACUCUCAACUUCAAGCAAGUGAACGAAGAAGAAUUUACUUUCGUGGGCGCACCCUAUUCAGCAAUUGUAGAAGAAGAAACCGGUGUCUUCAAAAGGGCUGUAAAAGUCAUGACUAAAGGAUCAGCUGGAGAUGUGAUGUACACGCUGCAGGAUCCAAACGAUCUUUUUUCUAUAAAUCCAAAAAGUGGAAUACUCAUAGUACAGCAUCCUGAAUUCCUUACCCUGAACACUUACGGGCGGAAAACAAAUCUCGUAGUAGUAGCAACUGACAAAAAGACUUCAAUUAAGACAGUAAUAGACAUUACUUUAACACCAGUGGCUGAAGGGUUGAAAGGGUUCAAAUUUACAAAGGAAUCUUACACAUUCACCGUGAAAACCGGGGAAACAUUGAUAGGCGUCGUGAGAGUGGCCGAUUCUGGAAAUCACACCCUUCAUUACGACAUCGCAGAAGGAGGCCAGGGUGCGAUAGCCAUCGAUGAUUUGGGAAUGCUUACGUACCGUGGAAAACCCGAGAAGGAUUCAAGGAAUUUCACCACUUUGGUGUCCGCCCAGACAACACAAGGGCAAUUCUUGGUAGCUACUGCUUGGGUCGAUAUAGCUGUAGAAGGAAUAAAUUCUAAUCCUGUCAUCGUCGUGGGUCCGACCAAAAGAGCGGAUGUUUUGAGCGCAAGUGCCAAACGAGGUACGAGCGUUGCCACCAUCGAAAUGACCGAUGACGAUGAGGAUGCGGCCCUUCAACUCUCAAUAGAAUCCAUUUCUGGACUAUACCUGAACGGAAGCGAGGCGAACCAUCUUAGCCUAGAAAUGUUCAAAAUAAAUACGAAUGGAAGAAAAGCCGAAGUGUUGCUAAAUGAGCCGAUCUUUGAUCUACCGCUGGCAUCUUUAUCCAUUAGAAUGCAAGCACAGGAUCAUGCACAUCCGGCGGAACCAUCUGUAUUAGUCAUCCAGCAAUUAACCAUCACAAGGAAGCAUCCGUUGAUCGUGCAAGAAGCUGUCCCAUUCAAGCUUAUUGAGAUUCCCGAAGUUAUCCACAUUCCUGCCGAGUCCCCAGUCGGCACCCUCGUCUACACUGCUCGUUUGCUUCGAAGUGUUAUUUCCAACGAAACUAACUAUGACUAUGAGCUUGAUUCAUCUUUUGGAGCUUUCAGAAUCGAUAAAAUUACAGGGGACAUCACAACUGUUCGGCCCCUGCACGAUCUCACUGAAGAUGUACUUAUCGUUACGGCACAUUCACACACCGAAGAACAAAGUGCACAGGCUAAUUUUACCGUAAUUUUCACUCCUGCGCAAGUGCAGAAGACCUCAUUCGUCAAGGGACACUAUCAGGGUACUGUAGCCCAGUCGGAUCCAUUGGAUACAACUGUGCUUGUAGUGGAGGCUAAGACAGAUCAUGGUGAAAGAGUAAAAAAGUACAGCCUAGAAGGUGUCGAUGCGGAUUUCUUCAAUAUCGACAGCAAAGGUGUAAUCCGUCUGAAAGAAUCCCUCGCAAAGAUAUCGAAACCAUCCAUGAGCUUCGCUACAAUAGCUGGUGAAGGAAUGGCAAAAAGUUCAGUACCAGUGCAUGUAUUGAUAAAGAAAGAAGAAAACGAAGAGAUUUCUUUCGAGAAGAACUCAUACGACAUAAAGAUUAUGGAAAAUGUACCAUUGAAUGGAUAUGUAUUGCACCCGCAGCUUAUCAGCAACAAUGUCAAUGGUGUAGCAUUCUCACUAAACUCACUUAAUGAUGCCACAGCUGUAAUGAAACUGCUAGAUAUCGAUGAGACGGGAAGAAUUACUGUCAAGGACGAACUUUUAGGAUACGUUGGUGCCUAUGAAUUCCAAGUUCGAGCAAUAAAAGGUGACCAUCAGACGUAUGCUGAUGUUACUAUGCAUGUGUUACCAGCAUACAGAUGCGUUCCAUCGUUCGUCGGAAACGAAAAUCUUGAAUUUUCCAUCGAUGAGAAUAUGCCACCCGGAAGUGUUAUUGGCAGCGUUUUAGCAACGAAACUGAAUGACAAGUGCGAGUUGAAAUAUCUGCUGUGGGAUCCACUUUCUCAUAAAUACACCAACGAAACUAGUAUUGCCUCGAUUGACACAGUCACUGGUGAAAUAAGAAGUCGCAAAUCAUUCGAUUACGAAAAGCAGGCAAUGUUCCCGCUAAUCUUGGGUCUUCAAGCUGGAGCUAGUCAAUUUGCUCAAAUGCCUAGCACAAUACGAGUCGUAGAUAAUGACGACCAUCCCCUUAAGGCUGUUUUAGAGAAUCUCACCGUUGAGGUACCCGAAGACGCUGUUAUGGGUGCGGUAAUUGCCACCAUGAGUGCCAUCGAUGGCGACGAGUCACAAAACAUUUACUACCAUCUACAAGAGCCAUCAAAAGAGUUCUCGUUAAAUUCAUCUACUGGCGAAGUGGUGCUUACAUCGAGUUUGGACAGAGAGACGAAGGACUCUUAUAUAUUGAAAAUUGGUGCCAGCAACGCUGAAAAUGCUGAGACGGAGGAUAUCGAAGUAUGGAUGACACUAAAUGUGAUUGUAACCGACGUGAAUGAUAAUGGUCCGCUGUUUGAAGAAAGUCGCUAUUUCAUAUUGUUGACAUAUGUCACAGGUGAGGAGGUACUGACUGUUCACGCAUCCGAUCCUGAUCAACCAAUGCCUGGGAAUGAUGUACAAGAAGUGUUUUAUCGAAUCAAAGAAAUGCUAUUCGAUUAUCGUGGAAUGAAUAGAGCCGUGGAAAGUAUGUUUUCAAUUGGUAAGACGACAGGGAUAAUACAACUCGAGCAGGAAGUUAGCGAGUAUGUUGGCGGUGCUUUCCAUCUGCUUCUGGAAUCGAUGGACAGUUUGGACGAGAACGCACAUCGAGAUCAGUGCAUUGUGAAAGUGUAUAUUCACGACGAAAGCGAUGUCGUUCGGAUGGAAUUGCCCAUACCACCAGCGGCAGUAACUUAUGAAAAGAUUUCCACAAUGAGAGAUACGAUAUCGAAUGCAACUGGGCUGAAAGCCAUGAUCAAAGAUUUGCGAUACCACCACGAAGAGGGCAAUCUCAUCUAUGACAUGACAGAUCUUCGCUUGGUAUUAGUAAAUCGCACUACAUCAGAAAUUAUCCCAGCUGAAAGGGCCAUCGCUAUCGCCGACAAGCGACGAUCGGUAAUGGGCGAUAAUAUACCGAACAUGACUAAAGCUCAGGUAACUUCUUCACCAGUUAUACACCAAUCAAUUCCGCCUGUAGCAUAUGUGCUAUGCACAUUUGCUAUGUUGCUGACCAUAGUGUUCCUGAUAUUCGCUUUCAUGAUGUGUCACUACAGAAACAGAUUCCAACGAGAAAAGAAAUUGCGAGAAGACGAUGCAUCUAUAGUAAAUGCAUUGAAUAGACCUCCAAUCCGGCCGAUGAAAAUUUCUCCACUGAUUCCCACGCGGGCAUUAUAUGAACCACAUCUUCCUGCUAUUGAAAGCAACUAUGCUGUGCAGGAAAUGAAAAUGGUUGUGGCAGGAGAAGACGAUAGACGGCGUAAUCCCUGGUAA